This is a messenger RNA of Macroventuria anomochaeta, 1206 nucleotides long. RefSeq lists its product as uncharacterized. The transcript has a single exon. NCBI's taxonomy places the organism in Eukaryota, Fungi, Ascomycota, Dothideomycetes, Pleosporales, Didymellaceae. The coding region runs from base 163 to 1206 and encodes 347 amino acids. The record is from RefSeq and is a predicted model, not a curated record.
GCUCCGGCGCGUUUAGCAGCCCGGCUGCUGCCCCUCCCCCACUCAGACGCGGCUGCGGCCAGCGUUCCGGGCGUCUGGCUCGCUUCUAGCUGGAGCCUCAUCCAGGAACGCUACCAAAUCUCCCCGUCAUAUCUCCAGUCAUAACUCCGCCCUCUGCCAGCCAUGGCCGUCGCAGACGACAAUACAGCGCCCAAGUCGAGUCACGUCUCUGACCCAGCCCUUGCGCCAUUCCUCCAGUCAAGCUUCGACCCCGCCGACUACCUCAAUGCCACACUACCUUCGCUCUCACUGAGCGGGCGGCCAGCCAAGGGCACCUCGGCCUCACUAGCGGACCUCUCCUCGCAGACUCAGGACUUGUUUUCACAGCUCAAUGCGCAGACCACACGCCUUUCGGCUAUCCUCACCCAGUUGACCGACGAUAUACUGCGCAGUGGAGGGAGGCUAGCCUACGAGAUCGAAGUGCUGCGUGGAGAAACCACUGGACUUACAGAUGUGCUAAAAGAUGGGUUGAAAGACGACGUCAGCAAGUUCCUACCAGGUGGACUGUCUCUGAAAACAGAAACUCCAGAUCGAGACUCCAGUAGAAGGCUAUCAGAGAUCCAAAACCCAGAUGUCAGCGCUGCAGCAGACUCAUCACAAGAUGCCACACAACAACUACUCCCAACAACCACCGACACGACUCCAGACUACAUAACCUCCCUCCGCACCCUAACAAUCGUCCGAUCGCGCCUCGAGAACGUAAUCAAAGUCUUCGGCGAAGCCAUGCACUGGACGAUUCCACCCUCCGACAUCUCCCUUGGCUCCUCUCUAAUCAGCGUCUCCGCGCCCGAGCCCGGCAGUGACAACGCCUCGCUCGAGCAACGCGGCAAAGAGUUCGCGUCCGCUCUGCGCUCCGAGAUCGCUGACCUAGUAACCGGCGACCCAGAACAAGGGCCCGCGAAGGCAGAGGCCAGGAUCCAGGCGCUGCGUGAUCUGGCGGUGGUGUGGAAGGGCACAGCGGAGGAGAAGGCAAGGGGGAGGUUUGUGGAGGGGUUGGUUAAGGUGGCGGAGGAUAAGCAGAGGGAGGUGGAGAAGGAGAAGGAGAGGAGUAAAGGGAGGGGAGGAAGGAGUGUGAGUGUUGCCAAGCCGCAGCAGGCGCCGGUGAAGGAGCAGGGGAGAGGUGGGUUUUUGGAUAAUCUGAGUAGAAUACGCGGGUUUGUUGAGUAG